This is a messenger RNA of Kluyveromyces marxianus DMKU3-1042, 2118 nucleotides long. RefSeq names its product DNA polymerase epsilon noncatalytic subunit (gene DPB2). NCBI's taxonomy places the organism in Eukaryota, Fungi, Ascomycota, Saccharomycetes, Saccharomycetales, Saccharomycetaceae. The record is from RefSeq and is a predicted model, not a curated record. Gene Ontology annotation, cellular component: epsilon DNA polymerase complex. The coding region runs from base 1 to 2118 and encodes 705 amino acids. Gene Ontology annotation, molecular function: DNA binding. Gene Ontology annotation, biological process: error-prone translesion synthesis; DNA-templated DNA replication. The transcript has a single exon.
AUGGCAGGUGUUGUCUUACCAGCUUCCAUUCAACCACAGUUGCUUAGGCCUCUAGCAUACAGAAUAUUAACUAGAAAGUUUGGUUUGAAUAUAAAAUCUGAUGGUCUAGCAGCAUUGGCAUCCUACAUCGGUGCUACUUUUGGGCUUAAUUGGAGGCAGAAUAGUGAGACUACGAUAUUUCUGGAACAAUUUGCGGCAAUAUGGCGGGAACAGGGCAGAGGUUUAUUUGUAGAUGAGAUUAACGUUCAGCAAGUAAUCAGCGAGAUUAAAGAGCGUGAGAAGGCAGAACAAAGCCAGAUACGUGAGAAAUCGCACCAUAGCGCAAGGAAGAAUAAUCUUGAGGCAUUUCUGAAGAAGUCUAAAAGCCCUGGCACGGAAGCUGAAGCUCAAGUGCUCUCUCAGGGCUCCAUUGCUUCAAAUUCUCCAAACGUUCUCGAAGAGGGAUCCCCUUUGAACUCAGAUUCUGAAUCUUCCGCAGGUGAUCACCCCAUAACAGGUUACACAAAUGUGGGAUCGGAACUAGACUGGACUGAUUACUUUAAGGUUAUUAGUACUUUCAAGCAACAAAAGUUUACAUAUGACCAUGUUAAAAGACAUUACGUGUACGUACCGCAAACAACAGAAAGCCAUAAGAAUUUGCUAACAAUGGCGAAACUGAAACUUCCAAACGUUGAAUCCCAGGUAUCAUUAUUCACUACCAGGUAUCACAUUGUCAAGGAUAAAGUACUGCGGAAUGAAAACUUUCAGAACAAUGAUAUAUUUAAUCCCAUGUCUUCAGUGGUGGAGAUGGGAAAACAAUUGGGCGAUACAGAAAAUUCAGCACUCAAUUCAGCUACGUACAUGAAAAUUACACAGAUAAAGAAUUUACUGGGACAUGACGGUAAGAAUUUCUUGCUUCUAGGUUUAUUAGAUCGGAAUUCGAAAGGAAAUUGGAGCUUAGAAGACCCAAGUGGUACUAUUGAGUUGGAUAUUCAACAGGCUAUUCCUACCAAAGGAACUUAUUACGUACCAGGGUGCAUAGUCCUGGUGGAAGGAAUUUAUUUCACUUAUAACAAUACCUUCGUGGUUUCGUCAAUUACACAUCCACCAGGCGAAAAAAGAGAUGUAACUUUGGAGGCCAUUGGUAACUUAGACCUGUUGGGAGCUUUUAAUCCUUCAAAUGAAAAUUACACUGCAAGAUUGGACGAUGACUUGAAGAUCAGAAUGCACUAUCUCGAGCAAGAGCUUAGCGAUCACAAAUUUGUUUUACUAGGCGGUGAUAUCUUCUUGGAUGAAACUAGCACAAUGGAUGGUCUAAAAAAGACAUUUGAUAAACUCAAUAGAGACCCUCCUGUUGCCAUUGUAUUCAAUGGUUCAUUUGUGUCUGUACCUGUACACCCAAGCCUAACGUCUAAAAAUGUGAGUGCGACGGUAUCAUAUAAGAAUAAUUUUGAUGAGUUGGCGACACUCUUGAGUAACUAUGAGAACUUAAUUAAUGAUACUCAUAUGAUAUUUAUUCCGGGACCCAAUGACCCUUGGUCCUCAAUGGUUGGAUUAGGUACCACAACGUUAUGGCCUCAAAAGGAGAUACCCUCUUCAUUUGUACAAAAAAUGAACAGGAUAUGCAGAAAAAUACACUGGGGAUCCAAUCCGCUUCGUAUUGCAUACCUAUCUCAAGAAAUUGUUCUUACACGCGAUGAUCUCGCAAAUAGAUUUAAGAGAUAUAACAUUAUUUUCCCUGCGAUGGAAGAAGAAAAGUACAUGGAAAACGUCGAACUGCAAGAGCAAUAUUCCAGAAACCCGGAUGUUUCUGUGGGUCAGUUAAUAGCAUUGAAGAAUAACUUACCGGUACAUGUAUUGGAAUCAAGAAAACUAGUAAAGACACUUUUGGAUCAACAACAUCUUUCCCCAUUUUCGAGCAGAAUCAGGCCCACCAUAUGGGAUCUUGAUUUCACUUUACAAUUGUCUCCGCUUCCUUCGAGCAUAAUGCUAUGUGACAGUAGUGCACCAGCUUUUGAUGUUACUUAUAAUGGUUGCAAAACCAUUAACCCGGGCAGAUUUAUUCACAAAAGAAUGGCCAAAUACGUAGAGUUUUAUCCGGCUACUAAGGCCGUAGUGGAAGAAGAAAUACCCUUUUAA